This is a messenger RNA of Cuscuta europaea, 950 nucleotides long. The record is from the annotation of a GenBank genome assembly. Lineage: Eukaryota; Viridiplantae; Streptophyta; Magnoliopsida; Solanales; Convolvulaceae.
AUAACAGUAUAACACCCGGUCACCCACCCUAAUUCAAUACUCCGUAAUCCGUAUCAAACAAUCAUCCCAACAAUUCUCUCGCAGCCCCUCCGAAGCAUUUCCAUCUCAGACCGCCUUCAAACGGCGGCCACUCACACUUAAGCUCUUUUCCACCUUUAAGCUCUCCACUGGAAAAUAGUGUCCAUUUGUGUGUAUAUCCAAAGCGUUAGUGUGUGACUAAAAUGGCUAUGCGGCUUUGGGCAUCCACCGCUGCCACUUACCUCAGGAUCUCAGCUUUCCCCCGAGGAUUUGCUACCGUGGUCAAGGGUUUGGAGUAUGCAGAAAGUCAUGAAUGGGUUAAAGUUAAUGGAAGUUCUGCCACUAUAGGCAUUACUGAUCAUGCUCAGGAGCAUCUGGGUGAUGUUGUGUACGUUGAGUUACCCGAAGUUGGUAGUGAUGUGAAACAGGGUGAGAGUUUUGGUGCAGUUGAGAGUGUUAAAGCCACCAGUGAUAUCUAUUCUCCCGUUUCUGGAAAAGUGGUUGAAGUUAAUGAGAAACUAACUGAAUCGCCUGGUCUGGUUAAUGGGAGUCCAUAUGAAGAUGGGUGGAUCAUUAAAGUGGAGAUAGACGGCCCCAGUAAACCAGGAUACUUGAUGGAUCCAGACCAGUAUUCUAAGAUCUGUGAAGAAGAUGGAGAUCAUUGAUGAUGAUGACCAAAGCUUUGUUGAAGCUUUCCAAUGCCUGGAUUCUUAUCUCAUGCUUAUAAUAUGGCGCAAUUGAAGCUUUCUUACCAUACAUAUAGUUAUAUUUUUUGGUUGCUAAUAAUAUAAGUUUAUGUGAACAAGUUGCAGAAUGUGAACUACUUUGACGUUUCAUUGAGUUUUGGUUGCUAAUAAUCUUUCUGUAAGAGUAGAAUGAUGGGUUUUUGUGCAUGAAUUUUUAAGCAGUUCUGGGUGUAUCCUAUCAAGCAA